Messenger RNA from Aureobasidium melanogenum CBS 110374, 3060 nucleotides. RefSeq names its product WD40 repeat-like protein. Bases 1 to 3060 code for a protein of 1019 amino acids. Gene Ontology annotation, molecular function: ubiquitin binding. The transcript has 3 exons. Lineage: Eukaryota; Fungi; Ascomycota; Dothideomycetes; Dothideales; Saccotheciaceae. Gene Ontology annotation, biological process: protein deubiquitination; double-strand break repair via homologous recombination. The record is from RefSeq and is a predicted model, not a curated record.
AUGGCUCGUAAGGCGCGCCAGAGGAUCAGCUAUGUGCUGCCUCUCACAAACUCGGCCGGAGGGCAUCGUCUCGGUGUCAACGGCCUCGCCGUAGAUAGCGACAACUCCAUCCUCUACUCUGGAGGACGCGACGGCGUCAUCUGCGCAUGGGACCUCAACUUCGAAGUCAACCACAAGUCGGACCAGAUCACAGCCAUCGACGCGAAGCCUCCCCCAUCACCCGCCUCGACCCUGCACAACCAAGUCCAAGCGCAUACCCACUGGAUCAGUGACCUUGUCCUCGCCCAGUCCAACCAAGCCUUGGUAUCGGCCUCGUCAGACAUCAGUGUCAAAGUAUGGCGUCCCGCUGCUACCGACUCGAUGCCGCCCCAGACGAUUGGUUUGCACAGCGACUACGUCAAGGUGCUGGCUUCUCCUUCUUCGGACGCGUCGUGGGUUGCCAGUGGAGGUCUGGAUCGCCGUAUUCGUCUCUGGGAUCUGAACGGUGCAGGUCAAACACUCAGCAUUGACGUCAGCGAGGACGAGAGCUUGACAGGCUUGAGCAAAGAGAAGGCAAGCGUUUACGCUCUGAAGGCCACACACUCCAUCCUUGCCAGUGGAGGUCCUGAUAGCAAUGUGCGUAUCUGGGAUCCGCGCUCUGGCAAGCGCAUCACAAAGUUCGUCGGUCACACAGACAUUGUGCGCGACAUUUUGAUCAGUCAAGACGGCUCCACUGUCAUGUCUGCCUGUUCGGACCAGACGGUCAAGGUGUGGAGUGUCACUGCCGGUCGCUGCACAAAUACUCUGACCAUGCACGACGCUAGCGUCUGGUCUCUGUGGUCCGACCAUCCAGACCUCUCCGUCUUCUACUCGUCUGAUAAGAGCGGUAUGGUAGCAAAGACCGACACCAGAGGCUGCGGUGAAGAGCUGGAAGAGGGUCUUAGUGUUGCAAUCUGCCAGGAAGGCACUGCGGUACACAAGCUCGCUGUCGCUGGCGACUACAUCUGGACGGCCACUCCUCGUCCCACCAUUAACAGAUGGGCCGACGUCAACAUUGAUGGUGCCGAGAUCGAUCUACCUGACACCAACAAGCAGCACCGCUUCAGCUUGUCCACUUCCCGCUCUAGAAUCCCUAGUCCACCUGUCAAUUCGUCUUCUGACCGACUAGCCUCACCACCGCAAGCCACCUCUCCCACCACACCUCCGCCAUCCGGCAAGCGCAUACCUCUCAAACACGUACUCCGAAUGAGCAAUGCCGUCUACUUCCCCAGACCAACUGCAAGAGAGGCCGCCCCAGACGCCGAGGAUGACCAUGUCGAGCACAUACACCCCUUGAGACACACACCAGAUUUUGCUAUCGAAGGACAGAACGGUUUGGUCAAACACAUCAUGCUCAACGACCGCAAACGUGUUCUGACUCAGGAUACUGCUGGCGAAGUCUUGCUGUGGGAUCUGUUGAAGUGUGUUCCCAUCAAGUCGUUUGGCAAGAAACAUCUUGAGGAUGUUCAGCCAGAGCUUACCACAGUCGAGACGGUACCUAACUGGUGCUCUGUCGAUACCCGAACUGGAACCUUGGCCAUCACCUUGGAAGAAAACACAGCCUUUGAUGCCGAGAUGUACGCAGAUGAGCUCGACAUUGAGCAACAUAUUGAUUUCAAGGAAGAUCAGCGCAUCAACCUUGGCAAGUGGAUCCUUCGUUAUCUGUUUGCAAACCUGAUUAGCGAAGAGAUAUCUAGAGACUCGCAGUACCGAAGGCACCUUUUGGAACAAGCACAAAAGCAAAAGUUGGAGCGUGAAAAUGCACCUACUAGUAUUCAGAUGCCUCCCGCGAUGACAGACGGCUGGAAAGUUGAUCCGUCAGCUCCCCUAACAACCAACACUUUGAGACCGACAAACACCAAUACUAUUGGCUUUGCGACCCCUGGAUUGGCCAUUACAGACACAGCAUCGUCUUAUGUUGGUUCACCGAGCUUGACAAGGGAUGCGUUCACAUCUGAAGAUGGUGAACGUACACAAGAUAGGUCAUCGAUAGGGGGUGACUACUUCUCAGCCUCUACGGUAGCAAAUUCUACAAAUGCGAACGGCGAUACAAAGCUUGUGCCUCAAACCCCUACAGAAGCUGCUACCACGCCAAUGCCAGAAGACGCCUCGACGACCGAGGCGAGCGACACGCCUUCGAAGUUUGGCAAACGUCUACGUAUGAACAUGUCUUUCAACAUGAAAAAGCUAGGAAAGCCUCCCACAAACGAAAAGGAUACUAAGCCUGCUGUCGUUGAAGAGACCAAGGAAGAGACUGAGGCUGACACACAGAGCUCGUCUGACAAUAGUAACUCUCGUAUUGUCGAUGAAAACUUCCUUGGUUGCAUUCAGAAGAUUCGUUUCGCCUAUGAGGACCAUUUGCAGGCGCAGAUUCAACGAGCUGCUGCUGUAGACGCUGCAGGAGGUGCACUGGGACAGUCGAAAGAGCUCGAGCUGCCUACUUCGAUCGUGCCUUCUCUGCCAUCCGAAACGCCAGUGUUGAAGCCGCCUCCAAACACAACCAUCCUGAUUCAGGAAGAGCGACCAGAAGCUGGUGGUGUAGCAGAUCUCUUCGAGGGCAAGGUUGGUAGUACAGGUGAGAUGGCCGACCUGAUUGAGAAGGUUGCUCCAAUGUGGCUCGGUGAUGCACUAUUGCGUAACCAGAUUCCUCUCAAGGAUUUAGUCAAGAUCAGUUUCGUGCUCGAACCAUGGCAGAAUGCAUUGCCAAGCAUCGCUGCAGACGGCAAUAAUCGACUCAAUGCCAACCGCAUGCUGCGCGCUCGUAAGAUUCUAGGCUAUGUUGCUGACCGCAUCGAGCCCGCACAAGACCCUGCCACAGCCAUGGCUCCCGAAGAAUACCUUGAGCUUUACUGCAACAACCAACUCAUCCCAGCGAAAAUGACAUUGGCGACCAUCCGAACACAUAUCUGGCGAGGCGGCGGUGACGUUUUGCUCCACUACAAGGCGAACGGCAAGAAAAAGAUUCUGCACUCUGCAGAAGCCUUUGCAGCUGGUGAAGAGAAUGGUGGGGCUCACAGUACCCCUAUAGCGCCUCAGGUGUAG